AUGGCCCCGUCCAUACUGUCCAAACAGAGCCCGAUCAUCAUUGUCGGGGCGGGUUGCUUUGGUCUCUCAAGUGCACUGUACCUGGCGCAGGCAGGAUACGUAGGCAUCACAGUAUAUGACAAACAGCCUUACGAUGAAAAUGCCUACUCUACCACCGACGGGGCAGACGCAGCCAGCGCGGACUUCAACAAGGUCAUGCGCAUGAGCUACGGAGAAGAGAUCGAGUAUCAGCGCCUAGCCUGGGAUGCCAUCCAGAUCUGGAACGUUUGGAACAAGCAGAUUCAGUCCUCGCCGGCUCAGGACUUGCCCCGUGGUCUCGAGCCGUCGGACCGGGUGUGGAACAACUGCGGGUUCCUGCGCAUGAGCACCGACGGCCAGCUGAGCCAGUUUGAGCAGACGACCCUGAGAAACAUCACGCGGGAAGGCUUGCGCUCCACUCAAUUCGUCGUUGGAGACCCGGAGGACGAGAAGAGGGUGCCCUUUUACUUCAAAGACGGCGAGUGGGAACGCAAAUCGGACCCUUUUCUCCGCAAGCUCCAGGGCAAGAGCCUCGCUGGUGUAUUUGACACGACGGCCGGCUUUGUCGAUGCCAGCAAGGCCUGUACCUGGGCGAUGCAUCUGUGCCGGCAGCUAGGCGUCAGUUUUGUGCUUGGCGAAGAGAGUGGCCAAGUCUCUUCCUUCAUCAGGUCUCCAGGCGGCCAUACCACUCUUGGCAUACGGACAGCGGAUGGUAAAGAACAUCGUUCUGAACUUCUCAUACUGGCGGCCGGCCCUUGGACGCCGUACCUGUUCCCCUCGAUCGCGCCCCUGAUGGAGACAACAGCAGGAAGCGUCGUCUACUUCCAGUUGCCGCCGCAGAGCGAGGCCCCGUACCUCUGGGAGCGCUUCUCGCCCGAGAACUUCCCAGUCUACGCCUACGGGGGCUGGACCAAGGGGCUCGGCAUCGGCGGCUUCCCGCGCACCGAGGACGGCGUCGUCAAGAUCGGCUACCGCGGCGCCAAGUACACCAACUACGAGGACGUCGCGGACCCGAUGACGGGGGCCCGGCACCGGAUCAGCGUGCCCAAGACCAGGUACUGGCCCGAGCCGUCCGAGCCCGCCGUCACCAAGCAGGCCGUGGAGGCGAUCAAGAGCGUCGUGCGCGAGGCGCUGCCCGAGCUGGCGGAGCUCGGGAUCGCGGGCUGCCGGAACUGCUGGUACACCGACAGCCUGGACACCAGCUUCGUGAUCGACCGCGUACCUGGGGACGAGGGCAUGAUGGUGUGUUCGGGCGGCUCGGGCCACGGCUUCAAGUUCCUCCCCGUGCUCGGCCGAGAGGUCGUCAAGAUCAUCGAGAAGCCCGGCGAGAAGAAUGCCAUUGCGAGGCUCUGGCAGUGGCGGACCAGGUCGAGUGGUCCACGCAACGGGCUCGAACAGGGGGAGGCCGGGCCGCGGAACUGGAAGAAGCAAGAGAUGGCGACCAAGAGUGACUGGACAUUUGAUGACAACAAGGCCAAGCUUUAG
This is a messenger RNA of Thyridium curvatum, 1503 nucleotides long. RefSeq lists its product as uncharacterized. Gene Ontology annotation, molecular function: flavin adenine dinucleotide binding; sarcosine oxidase activity. The coding region runs from base 1 to 1503 and encodes 500 amino acids. The record is from RefSeq and is a predicted model, not a curated record. The transcript is spliced from 3 exons. NCBI's taxonomy places the organism in Eukaryota, Fungi, Ascomycota, Sordariomycetes, Thyridiales, Thyridiaceae.